AGCUGCAGCACAGUGUAGACAUGCUCAGGUUUCUUCUGUUGACCUUUCUCGCAGCCCUAGUGCUGGCUGAGCUGGAGCCCCAGCCCAGGUACCUUGAGGAUGACAGUGCGGAGGAGAGAGUUGUUGGUGGCGAAGUAGCCAGACCCAACUCCUGGCCCUGGCAGAUUUCUCUUCAGUACAAGUCUGGCAGCAGCUAUUACCACACCUGUGGAGGAACCCUGAUCAGGAGCGGAUGGGUGAUGACUGCUGCUCACUGUGUGGACAGUCAAAGGACUUGGCGUGUUGUUCUUGGAGAGCACACUUUAUACUCUGAGGAGGGCAGAGAGCAGUACGUAGGUGUGAGCGAGGUCAAAAUUCACCCCAGGUGGAACCCCAACAGCGUUGCUGGAGGAUAUGACAUUGCCCUGCUGCGUCUGGCCUCUAACGCCAGACUCAGCAAUUACAUCCAGCUUGGCAGCCUCCCUCCUUCUGGCCAAGUCCUGCCUCAUAACAACCCCUGCUUCAUUUCUGGAUGGGGACGCACCCAGACUGGAGGUCAGCUGUCUUCCCAGUUGAAGCAGGCCUCCCUGCCUGUUGUUGACUAUCGGACCUGCACCAGUUAUGGAUGGUGGGGCAGCACUGUGAAGGACUCCAUGGUCUGUGCUGGUGGUGCCAGGGAUUCUGGUUGCCAGGGUGACUCUGGUGGACCCCUGAACUGCAGCGUCAACGGCAAGUGGGUUGUCCACGGUGUGACCAGCUUCGUGUCCUCCUUGGGCUGCAACACUGUGAAGAAGCCCACCGUCUUCACCCGCGUCUCCGCCUACAACAGCUGGAUGAACUCUAUCUUGGGUUGAGAACAAGGACAAUCUCCAUGGCGACGGGAGAAGACGAAUCUCACUUUCUCUCCAUCUCAUUAGAAUAAAAUGUGCCAUAAUAUUGA
This is a messenger RNA of Solea solea (common sole), 919 nucleotides long. Its product is annotated as elastase-1-like. Gene Ontology annotation, biological process: proteolysis. The record is from RefSeq and is a predicted model, not a curated record. NCBI's taxonomy places the organism in Eukaryota, Metazoa, Chordata, Actinopteri, Pleuronectiformes, Soleidae. The transcript is spliced from 8 exons. Bases 21 to 833 code for a protein of 270 amino acids. Gene Ontology annotation, molecular function: serine-type endopeptidase activity.